UGAAUUUAAAUGCGAAACGUUGAUCAAACGGUGCAGACGUGUCUCUCUGUCUCUCGGUUGUGCUCGCCUGCGGAAAAUCUCCGUUUUCCUCAACAACCACAGAUUUUCGUGGCACUUGGCCCGCAGUUUCAUUGAGUGAACUAUAGACUGGUGGAAAAGAUUAGAUUGAAGUGUGUUUAAGUAAAUUAAGAACUAAGUUACCAAAAACAAGUGCCAUGUCUUCCUCCGAGGCCGAAGUCGAUAUCAGUGUGGUGUCCAGUCCCGAGCCGAGUCCCUUGGGUGCCGCCGGAAUGAGCAACGGCCGCGAUAGUCCGCUGGAGCGUUCGCCGGCUCGUUCCGCCGACGGUAGCACGCCACCGGCCACCCCAACGCACCGCUCCACGCCCAACACAGCCGCCGGCACGCCCACAUCCUCGUCGGCGGCCACAACGGGCCACUACCACCACAGUCCCAAUGGAGGGGCCGUGCCGCCGGCGGUGUUGCACCACCAUCUGCAACAUCAUCUGAGCACGCUGGGCGGCCAUCCGGUGGCCCUGCAUCACGCGCUGCACAGUUUCGGCCAUCUGCACUCCGGACAUCCGGCCACACAUCCCGCACUGCUGCAGCACGCCCUGACCCCCACAGCCCACCACCAGCACAUACAGCAGCAGCUUGGGGAACGACUCAGUCCGCCGCCCAAGUCGCCGGAGCGGAAUGGCUGCGAGGAGCUGCAGGGGCACAGCCUGAACAACAACAACAGCAAGACAUUGAACCACAACAACACUUGCGCCUCGGCUGCGGCGGCAGCGGUGGCGGCGGCCGCGGCGGCCUCCAUUGGAGCCAACAGCAACGACAGCAAUGGGAGCAGUAACGGGAACAAGGCCACCACGGGAUCGAACGGCUUCACCAGCUUCUCCAUCUCCAGCAUCCUGAGCCGCAGCGAGCCGGCCAAGAAAAACGGCGCCUCCACGCUGAUAACGCCGAUCCCGCAACUGCCACACCCGGGUCCUGGCGGGCCCCAGGACGCAGCCAUGCUCUCCAGACUGGGCUUCAUUUCGCAAUGGGGAGCCCUCGCCGGGCGCUACGCAGCCCUCUGUCCGCCCGGCUGGCCCUGGGCCCCACAGCGCCUGCCGUUCCACAGUCCCACUCAUGACAGCUCUUCCACAAACACCACUGAGAACCCCCCCUCGCCCACCCCCAUGAGCCCCAGCCAGAGCAGCAGCAACAACAACAACAACAACAACAGCAGCAGCACUGCCAACACGAACGGGUCGAGCCAAGCCAGCAGCAAGUCGCCCCCGCCCGGAGUGGGUGUCCCGCACCACCACCCACUCUACCAGCCCCAUCAGCAGCACCAGCACCAGCACCAGCAACAGCAGCAGCAGCAACAGCAUCCACAGCAGCAGCACCCCCAACAGCAUCCACAUCAGCCCAGCACGCCCACCAGCAGCAACAGCGGCAGCAGUGGCCUGGCACACCAUCCGCACCAUAUGGCCGGGUCGCAUUCCGGGUACAUGCUGCCCACCAGCUCCAAUGAGUCGGACGACGAUGGCGAGGAGAUCAUCGAGGAGGACGACGGCACGGAUGGACCCUCGGACAGCUCCUCGCCGCAUGGCGAUGGCAAUGGCUCCAAGCGCAAGAAGAAGACGAGGACCGUGUUCUCGCGGGCGCAGGUCUUUCAGCUGGAGUCCACGUUCGACAUGAAACGGUACCUCAGCUCGUCGGAGCGCGCCGGUCUGGCCGCCUCGCUGCGCCUCACCGAGACCCAGGUGAAGAUCUGGUUUCAGAAUCGUCGCAACAAAUGGAAGCGUCAGCUGGCCGCCGAGCUGGAGGCCGCCAACAUGGCUAACAUGGCGCAUGCGGCCCAGCGCCUGGUGCGUGUCCCGGUGCUCUACCACGACGGGACAACAGCUGGCUUCGUUCCGCCACCGCCGCCGCACCACCACCCGAUGCAGUAUUAUGCAGCGGCCGCCGCACGCAACACCAGCCCCCCGCGGCCGCCGCUGUCGUCGCUUGUAUAGGGCGUGGGGUGCCUGGCGGCGCCCAUGUCGCUGAUGAAGCCGCCAACGCCCACAUCAAUGGCGCUAGCAAUGCCCCCGAUGCCGCCGCGCACGCCUGCUCCUCCACUCCUGCUGAGACACUGCUCGAUGGACGCCGAUUCGGAUGAGGAGAGGGAGAAGGAGCAGAUGGCCUUGGACGAGGACGAUGCGGCCAUCGAUGUCGAGGCCGAUGAGGAGCACGAGGCUGAAACGAUGCACGAGUCGACUCCCAUCGGGUCAUCGACUCCAGCUCUGCCAUUGCCUCUGUCUCUGCCUCUGCCUCUGAUGGAGGUAAGCACAAAGAGCGGCAAUUGCCUGGAACGCAACGAGAGUCUGGGCACCGGCUCAACUCAGUCGAUGGAGGCCACUUCCACUUCCUCUUCCGCUGCCGAUUCUGCCGCAGAUGCGGAUAAAUCGAUGAACCAGAAGGCUUACUGAGACGAGCCGGGCCGAAUAACCGUGGCCAACAACAGUCCACACCAAUUGGUUUCAACGCAAUCCAAGUAAAGGCUUACCCCAGUCCCCCUUGACAUCCCCUAACGAAAUCUAUAAAAGUUUUUGAUAGUUUGUUCCUAAAACUCUUGUAAAUACUUACUUACUGGCAGG
Molecule: messenger RNA, 2624 nt
Organism: Drosophila persimilis
Lineage: Eukaryota; Metazoa; Arthropoda; Insecta; Diptera; Drosophilidae
Gene: Hmx
Product: homeobox protein Hmx
Exons: 3
Biological process (GO): regulation of transcription by RNA polymerase II
Cellular component (GO): nucleus
Molecular function (GO): DNA-binding transcription factor activity, RNA polymerase II-specific; RNA polymerase II transcription regulatory region sequence-specific DNA binding
Source: RefSeq, a predicted model, not a curated record